AUGUCUAGAAGCGUCUACUCGAACGAGCAGUUCAUGAAUCCCGGCCCGGCGCCCCGGCCGCCCACAGACAAGCCUCGCCUCGGCCUUAUGCCAAAUGUGAGCCUCACGAACAGCAUGUCCAACCUGAGCAUUUCCUCGCCGAUAUCGAGUACCCACAGCGGAUCGACCUAUAGCGGAUCGACCAUACCCCUCCCAAUCUCUCGGCAAGGGUCCAACAAUUUCAACGGCUCCGGCGGCGUUGCCGUCAUCAAGCAAGGCUAUGUCGGCCUGCCCAGCAAGAAUCCCUUCCAGCAAUGGAAGAGCAGAUACCUCAUCCUCCGCCAGGACAAUCUCGAUUUUCACAAGAACGAGAACGGCAAGUGGCUAUACAAGAUUCAGCUUUCCGAUGUCCUCAGCGUCGAUCGCGUCCCUGACGACAAUGGCGACCCCGUCUUUGAGAUCCGGAGGACCUUAACGAAUUCGUACCCUGGCCCGCCUGGCGACGACGACAACGGUGUGAGAUCCCUACGCAUCUGCGUCAAGACGGAUGACGAGCUGUACGAGUGGAUCGACUGCAUUUAUGCUCGCUGCCCAGGCGGCGUUAGCAACCCCUCCAACUUCUCCCACGCAGUCCAUGUUGGCUUCAACCCCCAGACGGGGCAGUUCACAGGUUUGCCAGAGGAGUGGACCAGGCUGCUCAACUCGUCCGCCAUCACCAGGGAAGAUGUGGAGAAGAAUCCCCAGGCUGUCUUUGAAGUGCUUGAUUUCUACUCCGACAUGACGAAGCGCGCAGAGAACAACGCCGAUCCGUAUGGCAGCCCCAUGCCUAUGGCACCACAAAACACAAUCCAGAAGGACCAGUACGGCUACCCGAGCGGCACCUCGGUCGCACCCCCCCGACAGGUGAAGCCCAUCCAACGAAGCCCUGCAUCCUACACCACCACCCCGUCACCGCAGCCGCUUGCCACACCGCCGCCCCGAGUAGAACAACCGUCCCCGCAGGUGCAGCAACUGCAGGGCGUUUCCCCCAACUACAUUUCGGCAGACCGAAUGCGGGAGGAGCAGCGUGCCCGGGAACUGGAACGGCAACGGGCGGAACGGGAGGAGCGGGAGCGUCGUGAGCUCGAGGCUUACAAUGCGUCACUCCCCAAGACAAAAGUUCCGCUUGCUCAACAAGAGAUUGGGGGCGGUUAUAUUGGUUCGCCAAUUCCCGCUGACCGGUAUAACCCAACUCGCGCAGCUCCUAAGGCGCCUACUCCUCAGGCUCAGUCCGUCAGGGCCCAACGACCGGCGCCUGCUCCGCCGGCCAGUUCUUCAUCCCCAUCUCGCCCACCUCUCGCCCAGCAAUCCAGCUCUACCUCGACGCGCGAGCCCCCAGCCCAGGCGCAGAGGACUCCUCGGCCAGACCAGACCACCGGCUCUUCAACCACUGCUCGGUACCCCAACGGAGCGCCAGCACGGCCUCAAAACGGUCAGCCUCAAGCGCAACCACAGUCUCGCCUGCCGGCGCCUGUGAAGCCCCUGAAUGUCUCCAAGCCCGGCGGGAACUCGGAGGCCGUCAAGGCUGCAGAAGCUGCCCUGACUGCCAAACCCGCGCCGUCGGAGCGCAAGCAUGACGUGCGCAUGUCGACAAUGUCGGAGAGCGAGGUGAUGGCCAAGCUGAGGGAGGUUGUCUCCAAGGACGACCCCAACAGGCUCUACGCGAAGCAGAAGAAGAUUGGCCAGGGUGCAUCCGGCUCGGUCUAUGUUGCCAAGGUUGUGGGUUCAAGGCCUGGGGCUCCCAUGAGCCAGCUCAAGACACGCAGCAGCGACCGCGUGGCGAUUAAGCAGAUGGAUCUCGCCCAUCAGCCGCGCAAGGAACUGAUUGUCAACGAGAUCCUGGUUAUGCGGGAGAACAAGCACGCCAACAUUGUCAACUUCUUGGAUGCCUUCCUGAUGGACAACGACAAGGAGCUUUGGGUGGUCAUGGAGUACAUGGAGGGUGGCGCUCUGACGGAUGUCAUUGAGAACAACCCCGUCAUCACGGAGGAGCAAAUUUCCACCAUCUGCCUCGAGACAUGCCAAGGUCUUGAGCAUCUGCACUCGCAGAACAUCAUCCAUCGUGACAUCAAGAGCGACAACGUCCUGCUGGACGCCCGCGGAAAUGUCAAAAUCACCGAUUUUGGCUUCUGCGCCAAGCUGACGGAGACCAAGUCGAAGCGAGCCACUAUGGUUGGCACGCCGUACUGGAUGGCACCCGAGGUGGUCAAGCAGAAGGAGUACGGGCCCAAGGUGGACAUCUGGUCGCUCGGCAUAAUGGCCAUCGAGAUGAUCGAGUCGGAGCCGCCGUACCUCAACGAGGAGCCGCUCAAGGCGCUGUAUCUGAUUGCGACCAACGGCACGCCGCGGCUCAAGAAGCCCGAGAAACUCAGCAAGGAGCUCAAGGCGUUCUUGAGCGUUUGCUUGUGCGUCGACGUCAAGAGCCGCGCGUCGGCGCAGGAGCUGCUCAAUCAUGACUUUUUGAAGCAUGGUUGUCCGCUGGCUAGUUUGGCGGAUCUGUUGGCGUUCAAGAGGGUUGCGAAAUAA
This is a messenger RNA of Parathielavia appendiculata, 2544 nucleotides long. RefSeq names its product Pkinase-domain-containing protein. Gene Ontology annotation, biological process: protein phosphorylation; regulation of MAPK cascade; intracellular signal transduction. Gene Ontology annotation, cellular component: cytoplasm. The record is from RefSeq and is a predicted model, not a curated record. Bases 1 to 2544 code for a protein of 847 amino acids. The transcript is spliced from 4 exons. Gene Ontology annotation, molecular function: protein serine/threonine kinase activity; ATP binding. NCBI's taxonomy places the organism in Eukaryota, Fungi, Ascomycota, Sordariomycetes, Sordariales, Chaetomiaceae.